Trematosphaeria pertusa is the source of this 1732-nucleotide messenger RNA. RefSeq lists its product as uncharacterized. Lineage: Eukaryota; Fungi; Ascomycota; Dothideomycetes; Pleosporales; Trematosphaeriaceae. The record is from RefSeq and is a predicted model, not a curated record. Bases 286 to 1626 code for a protein of 446 amino acids. The transcript has 4 exons.
AACAAUGCACGCCAACACUCCAUUUACGCCUUCUUGAACCUGAGUUCAAGUCAUCAAUACCCCAUUCGGUAAUAAUGCGGCUUACUUCCAAUCGGUUAUCUACCACGGGAACCACCCCAAGUUUUGAAACUACGCCGAUGCCACGUGGAGCGCCUUCUAGCAAUAUAUGUUGGUCCUACCUGCUGCGCCGUAGCGUCAUAUCGCGACUCAUUUCACUUCUUGUAUAUUAUAAUAUAGCUGGAUAGGUGUUCUUUGGUUGCGAGGCUUCGCGUCCACUCCUUCAGAAUGCCAACGAUUCGGUUGCGAGCGACGAGUAUGGCGGAUACUACCUCGAUACCAGCAGAUCUAAUUGCGGCGGCUACGAUAUGUCUGUUCUUGACAGCAUCGGCGGUGUUUGCGCGCAUGUAUACGAAGGUUGUUGACUUGAGGCAUACGCAAGUAGAUGACUGCGCCGUCGUCUUCGCAGGAAUUGGCUUCGGCUCUUUCGCAGCUCUUCUCUUCGUCGGUGCCACCGCUGGCCUAGGCGAUCAUAUUUGGACCAUAACCGCUGAAGCCCUCAAGCGCGCGUAUCUCUACUCCAAUAUUCUCGAAAUUAUCUACGCCCCGAUAAUGUUCGCCGCCAAGUUCGCAAUCCUCGUCCAGAUCGAUCGAAUGUUUUCCGGUGUUCGGAAGAAGCUGAUCUACUGGGGCGUACGGGUGCUGAUCGUGCUGAAUGCCGUCUGCUACACGGCUAUGUUCUUCGCGCACAUCUUUGCUUGCAUGCCUCGCGCAAAGAUCUCUGACCCUUCGCUGCCGGGGGAAUGCAUUUCGCAGAAUGCAACUAUCAUUGCUACGGGAACUAUCAACCUCACUUCCGAUGUUGCCAUCUUGCUUUUCGCGGUAUGGGGUGUCAGCAGGCUGCAUCUGACCGCAAAACGGAAGACAUUGGUCGCCCUGGUUUUCAGCGUAGGCAGCUUCGCAUGCGUCGCUAGUGCUUGCCGGCUCGUCUACGGGGUAAACGUCGACGGCAACCCGGACUUCACGGCUGCCAUUUGGCCUAUGCAUCUAUGGGCCCUCGCCGAACUCACCUCCGUCAUCUACGUCGCCUGUUGCCCAACCUUCCCUCGCCUCAUCCAAUACAUGCAAGGCAAAACUCUCCAGCACGCGCACCGCAACGCCCACGAGAGGUGGCUAUCAAGCGCCUCAUCCACCGAAUACCUCUCGGAAAAGCAGCUCUUCAGCCCCGCCCUGACCGCCCCCGUCCCCCGUCCCUCCGUCGAGAAACCCCUCCCGCGCGCACCGCUCUCCCAAAUAACCACAGCCCCCACCUUCAUCACGACCCUGACCCGCAACCCCUCCCGAGACCGCCCAAUCUCGCACCUCUCCUACGAUACAUACACCGCCGCCGCAAUGCGCGAAACCCUCUUCAGCGUCGACGAUGCCGCGACCUGUGUGAGCCCUGUUUCGCCGGCGCGCACAGAGUUCUCGCGCUUCUCGCUCGCUACGGUCAAGUGUGCGACGCAGAUGAAGGUGACGCCCGUGUACUUCAAGACGAUUAAGAAGACGGUCGAUGUCAGGAUUAGUAACCACACGAAUCCGGGGAGUCCGUUUGGGGGCGGGAGUGGGAGGCCGGAAGCGGCGUGGUAGACGCACGUGGGGAGGAAGAGGAGAGUCACGUGCGUUCACGAUGGGCAGAGAGUGUCGAGCUUGGCACGGCGCAGCUCGAUAGAAUGUGCUGGAUCACAUGUCCUAG